CACCACCACAUGGCUAAUCAUGGCGAUAGAGCUUCUCCACCGUCGCCGAUCCUUCCUCCCGAGCUCAUCGAGAAUAUUCUCUCCAGGCUCCCUGUCAAGUUGCUCCUGCAACUCAGGUGUGUAUGCAAGUCUUGGAAUUCCUUGAUCUCCGAUCCCCGAUUUGCUAAACUGCACCUCCGUGUUUCAAUUACGGACCGUAAGUUCACUCACCAUAACAUCGUGUUCUGCGUCCCGGGACCUAGUCGUACUGUUACAUCUUGCCCUGUUUCAUCCACACGCGAGCGCAAACGCACGAACGCCGUGAAACUGAAAUACCCUUUGAAGAGACAAAAUCCAUAUGAUUUCAUUGUGGGUUCUUGCAACGGCUUGCUUUGUUUCGCUAUUCGACCCAGCCAUGUCCUUGUCUGGAACCCGUCUAUUAGAAAAUGCAAGAAAUCUCCUUGUUUAGAUUAUCAAAAACGGGACGGGAGUUAUAUAAUAUAUGGGUUUGGUUGUGAUCAAUCUAUUGAUAAAUACAAGGUGGUCGCAAUUUUCUGCUAUAAUAGUGAUGGUAGAGGUGAUUAUAAAACAGAAGUCAGCGUUUAUACAUUGGGUGAUGAUUCUUGGAGGAUGAUUCAGGAGUUCCCUUUAGGUAUCCCGUAUGAUGAAAUGGGAAAAUUUGUGAGCGGAACACUUAAUUGGGUGGCAGAUAGUCGUUCACGUUCUUCUCUGGUUGUUAUUUCUCUUGAUUUAGAGAAGGAGUCAUAUGUAGAACUUCCACAGCCUGAUCAUGGAGACGGUAUGCUUACAUUGACCUUGGGAGUAUUGGGAGACUGCUUGGCCAUCCUUUAUAACUAUGGCACGCGCUCAGAUGUGUGGAUCAUGAAGGAUUUUGGUGUUAAAGAGUCUUGGACUAAACUGUUCAACAUUCCGUCCCGGAAAAUCCUGUCCUUCUAUGUCCGAAGGAUCGCUGUAUUUCGGAGAGUAGUGAAAUACUGUUGCAGGACAGGUGGCUCUUAA
Molecule: messenger RNA, 999 nt
Organism: Neltuma alba
Lineage: Eukaryota; Viridiplantae; Streptophyta; Magnoliopsida; Fabales; Fabaceae
Product: F-box/kelch-repeat protein At3g23880-like
Exons: 1
Coding region: 10-999 (329 amino acids)
Molecular function (GO): protein binding
Source: RefSeq, a predicted model, not a curated record